UAUCGCAUUCUGUAAAAAGAUUUGAUUCAGGAAGUAUUUAAUUCCUCCAGAUGUUCUGGGCUCCCAAUGAACUUCAUAUGGUUCGAAAUAGCUCAGUUUGUGAUGAAACCAUCGUACACAGGGAACAUCUCAGGAAGCAGUUUUCAAUCGUCAAACCAGCUCUUGAACGUUUUCCACAUUUGUUUGGAGAAAUCAAGUUGGAGGAUUUCUUGCAUGCUUCUGCAUUGGUUUCAUCUCGAGCUUGGCAGACUUCGAGAGGUGUAUCACUGAUUCCAUUUGCAGAUUUCCUUAACCAUGAUGGUGAUUCUGAUUCUAUAUUAGUAUACGACGAACAGAAAGAUGUUUCAGAGGUCAUUGCGGACAGGGACUAUGCUGUCGGUGAACAGGUUAUGAUAAGAUAUGGGAAAUACUCGAAUGCCACACUAGCACUUAACUUCGGAUUUACACUUUCCAGAAACAUAUACGACCAGGCACUUGUUUGGAUAGAUAUGCCAGAACAAGAUCCACUCUACAAAAAGAAGAUUGACAUAUGGCAAAAGCAUCAGACUCCAAAAUCUGAACACAUAUGCAGCCCUGGUUGCACUAAAACUUCUUUUGCCAUAAAAGAAGUCAAAUACUCUGGAGACAAAGGGAUUGGGGUUCCCCAGAUCCUUCGUGCAUUUGUCCGGGUUUUCUAUGCCACCUCAACUGAAGAAUUGGAGGAGAUGGCCAUGGAGGCUGCUGAAAAUGAUGGUCGGCUUGCGAGGCGUCCUCUGAAGCAUGCGGAGAGAGAAGUCCAUGCUCACCGCAAGUUGCUUUUGCACGUUGACAACAUGAUUCAGGGUCAUUCUACGGCUAUUGAGCAACUUGAAAUUGUUGAUGGCACUGCAUCUUGGAACAUGCAUCCAUUCAGAAAAGAGAUGGCCAAAGAUAUACUUGCCGGCGAACUACAGGUUUUGCAAAGCGCUCAUGCAUGGGCUGCAAACUAUUGUGAAACUGUGAACAUGUCAUGAUCAUCUCAGCUUUAUAGGAGGAUGAAAGGGCGAGUAGCAUCACAGGCCCUGCUCAGAUUCAUGGCAUUUGCUGGCUACUUGGAUCUCUGGGCGCUUUGGUUCAUAUACAAUGCCAGAGAAAUUGAGGUGUGUAGCGUGCUUGCAGAAAUGUUAUGCAUGCUCAGAAUUUUGUUGAUAUAGAAUGCUAGUGAAAUUGAGGUGUAUGUAGCGUGCUUGCAGAAAUGUUAUGCAUGUUAAGAAUCUAGGAAUUUUGUAAGUUUGAUAUUUCUCCAAUAAAAUUUAUGCAUUCCAAAUGGCCCCAUGCGAAAAUUUGAUUACGGACCAAAUUGGCUCCUUGUAACAGCAUGCAAUGGUGCAUGGCUGCAUUAUAUUUGGUCCAUCACUUCCAUUGCACUUGAUCCUUCUGCAUGCCUUCCUUUAACCUCUCACAAUCCUUGCUAUAUUUAGCCCUUGGUAUAUUUGCAAUGAAUGGACUUGGCUAUCAGCCGCUCAAUGGCAUCUCCUCCCUCAUCCUUUCUUUUCUUCUCAUCUCCCACUUGUCUCUUUUCUCGUGGUAUUGUCGAUCAUGUAUAGCAGAAAAGAUUAAUGCCAACAGAUUGGAAGAUUGGAUUCUGGAGGAGGAAGAAGAGGCAGAGAAGGCAGGAUGCUGCAGCGGGCCGCGAGCAAUGCGUACUCAUGGUGGUGGGCGAGCCACAUCCGCACCAAACAGUCCAAAUGGCUCGACAAUCACCUCCAAGAUAUGGAGCACAGAGUCAAGUGCAUGCUCUUACUUCUUGGAGAGGAGGCCGAUUCCUUUUCAAAGAGAGCAGAGAUGUACUACAAGAGGCGGCCUGAGGUGAUCACUCAGGUAGAAGAAGUAUACAGGGCAUACAGGGGCCUUGCCGACCGGUAUGACAUCAUGUCAGGGGAGCUGCACAAAGCAAACCACACAAUCGCAACAGCCUUCCCUGACCAGGUUCAGUACGCGAUGCUGCAAGAGGAGGAUGACAAUGUCCCAAAGGCAUUUACCCCGGUUGACCCGCGCAA
Lolium rigidum is the source of this 2018-nucleotide messenger RNA. Its product is annotated as fructose-bisphosphate aldolase-lysine N-methyltransferase, chloroplastic. Bases 51 to 992 code for a protein of 313 amino acids. Gene Ontology annotation, molecular function: protein-lysine N-methyltransferase activity. Gene Ontology annotation, biological process: peptidyl-lysine monomethylation. The record is from RefSeq and is a predicted model, not a curated record. The transcript is spliced from 11 exons. NCBI's taxonomy places the organism in Eukaryota, Viridiplantae, Streptophyta, Magnoliopsida, Poales, Poaceae.